AUGAGACACCUCUCUUUCUUUCUUUCUUUCUUCUUCUUUUUUCUUCUUUGUCCCUCACUUUCUUAUUAUGAUCUUUCGCACAAUUCUUUUCUUCUUUUGAUUUUUUGUACCCCAUUUUCCCCUCCUUUUUUCUUUUUUUUUCUUUCUUUUUUUUUUUUUCUUUUUUUCUUUUUUUUUUUUUUCUUCUUUUCUUUUCUUUUCUUUUGCUUUUUUUUUUUUCUUUUUCUUUUGGUUUGUGUGGCAUUUUUUCUCUUGUUUCCAUUCAGUGUGAGCGUUGUUUUCUCCCAUUCAUUGUAUCGUUGUUUCUCCCCCCUCCAUUCAGUGUGGCGUUGUUUUCUCUCCCCCCUCCAUUCAGUGUUUUUUUUUUUUUUUUCCCCCCCUCCAUUCAGUGUGAGCGUUGUUUUCUCUCCCCCUCCAUUCAGUGUGGCGUUGUUUUUCUCUCCCCUCCAUUCAGUUUGGCGUUGUUUUCUCUCCCCUCCAUUCAGUGUUAUGUUUUUUUCUCUCCCUUCCCCUCCAUUCAGUGUGCGUUGUUUUUCUCCCCUCCCCUCCAAAAAGUGUGACGUUGUUUUUCUCUCCCCUCCCCUCCAUUCAGUGUGGCGUUUUUUUUUCUCCCCUCCCCUCCAUUCAGUGUGGCGUUGUUUUUUUCUCCCCUCCCCCUCCAUUCUGAAGCGUUUGUUUUUUUUCCCCCUCCCCUCCAUUCAUGUGGCGUUGUUUUCUCCCCCUCCCCUCCAUUCAGUGUGUGGCGUUGUUUUCUCCCCCUUCCCUCCAUUCAGUGUAGCGUUGUUUUCUCUCCCCCUCCCCCUCCAUUCAGUGUGA
Acanthosepion pharaonis is the source of this 816-nucleotide messenger RNA. The record is from the annotation of a GenBank genome assembly. Lineage: Eukaryota; Metazoa; Mollusca; Cephalopoda; Sepiida; Sepiidae.